AUGCUGGCUCUAUUUCCUGAAGUAGAGGAAUCAACUCUUUCCAAGGAAGUCUUGGGAGAACUGCCGGAAAUGGUCGCUAUUGUUACCGAGGAGGAGUCAUGGACCCUCUACUUUGAUGGGUCUUCCACAUCAAAAGGUGGAGGGGCAGGUGUCGUGCUCAUUAAUCCCAAUGGGCAAGCUACGGCUCUCUCAUUCAAGCUAGACUUUCCAUGCACGAAUAAUGUGGCGAAGUACGAAGCCUUUAUUAUGGGAUUGUCCAUAGCAAAAGAAAUGGGUGCAGAAAAGGCGAAGAUCAUCGGCGAUUCGAACCUAGUACUAAGUCAAUUGCAAGGAAGCUUUGCUGUGAAGGAAGCAACCCUGGCACCAUAUCGGACAGCUGCUGAAAGACUAAUUAAUUCUUUCAAGCAAGUUAUGUUGGAACAUAUUCCAAGGGUUACUAAUAGAUAUGCUGAUACGUUGACUACUUUGGGAUCGAAGCUUUCAUUUGUUGAAGAACAACCCAACAGUGCCGUGAUCAAGAAAGACAUGCCAGUGAUCGAACCAAUAGCUCAUGAGCAGCCGCUGGAAGAAGGUGACUGGCAGAAACUUGUGAAGGAGAAGAUAAGUAAGGGAAACGACAUCAAGGAAUUAAAAAGAUUAUGCUAUCAUCUUUGGGGAACUGUACAAAUGCCUUCCAGGAGGUAUUUUGACCCACUGCAUAGGGUCAGCAGAAGCAUGAGUGAAGCUCCAAGAAGUACAUGA
Molecule: messenger RNA, 741 nt
Organism: Prunus armeniaca (apricot)
Lineage: Eukaryota; Viridiplantae; Streptophyta; Magnoliopsida; Rosales; Rosaceae
Source: the annotation of a GenBank genome assembly